Centruroides sculpturatus (bark scorpion) is the source of this 943-nucleotide messenger RNA. It is a transcript of the gene Gasp, whose product is annotated as protein obstructor-E-like. NCBI's taxonomy places the organism in Eukaryota, Metazoa, Arthropoda, Arachnida, Scorpiones, Buthidae. The record is from RefSeq and is a predicted model, not a curated record. Gene Ontology annotation, molecular function: chitin binding. Bases 109 to 795 code for a protein of 228 amino acids. Gene Ontology annotation, cellular component: extracellular region. The transcript has 5 exons.
GACAGGUGUAGUACUUGGGUAGGUCAGGGCCAAGCAAUACAUAAGUAAGAGGUACGGCAGUCUUUCGAAUUAUUUCUUGUGCCAAAUAGCUGGCAACUACAUCUCAAAAUGUUGGCCCUAUUCUUUGUCUUCCUUGCAUUUGGAUCAGUAUUCGCCCAAGACUAUUUUGAUUGCCCUGAAAAUUUUGGUUUCUAUCCACAUCAUAAAAGUUGUGAUAAGUAUUGGGCCUGUGAAAACGGUACAUCUACUCUGAAAACGUGUGGAAAUGGUUUGGUUUUCGAUGAAUCGGAUCCUCUGAGAGAAAACUGUGCUUAUCCAUUCACAGUUAACUGCGGCGAUAGAACUGAAUUAGAACCUCCUGUAAGUACACCCCAUUGCAAACGUCUUUACGGAAUUUUCGAAGAUAAAGACAAUUGCCGCGUCUUCUAUUCUUGUUGGAAUGGAGAAGCUUCCAGAUACGAAUGCCCAACUGGAUUGGCUUAUGAUACCGAUCAGAGAGUAUGUGUUUGGGCAGAUAAUGUAGAUAGAUGUGAUCAAUUAGAGGUGGCUGAAGGUUACGUGUGCCCCGAUCCUCAUGAGAUAGAUCAACCUGGUCUAUACACUCGUCAUGCUCAUCCUACAGAUUGCCGCAAAUUCUAUGUUUGUAUUGAUGGUAUUGCUAGAUCGUAUGGGUGUGGUGUAGGCACAGUUUUCAAUGUGGACACCCUUCAAUGCGAUGAUCCCGAAAAUGUCAGCGGUUGUGAAAAAUACUAUGGUGAGUUAGAUAUAAAAGCCUUAAAGAAAGCUCAGGGUUAGUGAAGAGAUGUUAAAAUUCAAGAAGAAAAAAUGUAAUCAUCAUGUUACAUCAUCUAUCAUUAAUUUCAUAUUUGUUAAGCAACAUUCAAUACGCGAUGAUUGAUCAUAUCGGUAAUUUUCAAGUCAAUAUUCAAAAAUUAAUUAAAAA